GGAAGCGCCGGAAACCAGAAUAAUCGAAUCGAAUUGCGGAGGAGCCAAGCGGACGUAUCUUAGCGAAUGGCCGGUGUUAUGCCUUUGAAAGAGACGUUCUUCAUUUCUCAUGGCUCGCCAACUCUCUCCAUCGACGAAUCCCUACCGGCCCGCCGUUUUCUCGAAUCUUUCCGGGAGAAAAUCUUCCCGGAGAAGCCCACCGCAAUCCUAGUCAUCUCCGCCCACUGGGAGACCUCCGUCCCUACCAUCAAUUCCAUCCGCGGCCGCAACGAAACCAUCCAUGACUUCUACGGCUUCCCCAAGCAAAUGUAUCAGCUCAAGUAUCCAGCACCAGGAGCUCCAGACUUAGCAAAAAGGACAGCUGAGUUACUUCUCUCUUCUGGUUUCAAGAAAGUGGAAAAAGACACAAGACGUGGUUUGGAUCAUGGGGCAUGGGUUCCUCUUAUGCUCAUGUAUCCAGACGCUGAUAUCCCAGUUUGCCAGCUUUCUGUCCAGCCAAACAUGAAUGGAACACACCAUUACAAUAUGGGUAAAUCAUUGGCUCCUCUUAAGGAAGAAGGUGUUCUCAUAUUUGGGUCUGGAUCUGCCACUCAUAACUUACGGGCUCUCAGGAGUGAAGGUCCUCCUCUUCCUUGGGCUAAGGAAUUUGAUGACUGGCUCCAAGUUUCCCUUCUCAAUGGAAGGUAUGAAGAUGUUAACCACUAUGAUGAGAAAGCGCCACAUACAAAGCUUGCACACCCGUGGCCUGAACACUUCUACCCACUACACGUUGCGAUCGGAGCUGCAGGGGGGAAGCCGAGGGCGGAACUUAUUCACCAGAGCUGGAGCAAUGGCUCCCUCUCCUAUUCUUCCUUCAAGUUCACUCACUGAUACUGCUUGAACAAUGACAGAUCAAUACCUGUAUAUAUUUAUUAUGUGUUGCAUAUUGCUGUACACUUCAAUCAAUAAUGAAACCUGUGACAACAAUGGUUUAGGCUUAGCAUCCUCUGUUUUGCUCACAUAAAUUUAUACUGAGUGUAUUUUUUAUAGAAUGGUUGUAUGCAUUGAAACGGAAAGCCAGAUAUAACGAUUAUAUAUGACUAGUUUCAAUUGAUGUAAAUAUGACCAAUUUCUAUUGGAUUGGGA
This is a messenger RNA of Cuscuta europaea, 1125 nucleotides long. The record is from the annotation of a GenBank genome assembly. NCBI's taxonomy places the organism in Eukaryota, Viridiplantae, Streptophyta, Magnoliopsida, Solanales, Convolvulaceae.